AACUUCCUGGAGGCUGUUCAGCUCACGGGACACGGUUCAGCACGCGCGCCAGGCUGCACUCAUUCCUGGCCUGUCACUUGCCCCUCGCGAUCGGCGUUGCUCACUCAGUCUAUAUAUACGAGAGGCUUUCAAGUCGAAUGUGCUCUCGUUGAGCAAAGCCGCACGCAAUAACGGCUCGUUCUGAUCGCAGGAGAGAGAACCAUGACGGGCGCAUCCAAGCCCAAGCAGAUCAAGCAGAUUGGCGUGACUGAAGUCUACCGCUCGCAGGCUGAGAAACCACUGGUCGAUAUCGUCUUCGUACAUGGCCUCAACGGCCAUCCCAAGGAUACAUGGACAAGUCGCAAUACAGAUGUGUUCUGGCCGGGCGACUUGCUGCCUGAGAUCCUCGAGCCGUAUCGAGUGAGGAUCCUGACAUACGGAUACAACGCGAACGUCACAGCAUUCACGGAGGGCACAUCGAAGGACAGAAUCCACCAUCAUGCGGAGACUUUGGGAGCGGACCUCUCAGCUAACAGAAAUCUGCGGGGAGCUUCAGAAAAUCCUAUCAUCUUUGUUUGUCACUCGUUGGGAGGUCUAAUCGUAAAGCGCGCUCUGAUAUAUUGUCGAAGCGUGGCAAAUGAGAAGCUGGAGCAUCUCAGAUCGAUCUACGUCUCGACUUAUGGGAUCCUCUUCUUAGGAACGCCGCAUGAGGGUUCAGAUAUCGCGAAAUGGGGUCUCCUACUGCAGAACAUCUGCAGCGCAGUGCUUCCGAAGAGGUUUAUGGACUCGUCGCCUCAACUUAUCAAGGCUCUAAAGUCGGAUAGCGAGACUCUGCAGAACAUCAGCCGCUUGUUCGUGGACAUCCAGCCUCGGUUCCGCAUCUACUUCUUCCACGAGACAAAGCCCACGGACCUAAAGGGCACGCGUGAACUCAUCGUCGACGAACGUUCUGCUGCCCCCAACUUUGACGGAGUGGAGCGCAUGGGUAUCGAAGCGGAUCACAGUCAUAUGUGCAAGUUUGACGAUGAAGAUGCACCUGGCUACGAAGCAGUCGCUGAUGCGCUCAUACGCUAUGCGCGCGACGCCCCGGCUUUUAUCGCCAAUAGAUGGGUGCAGGAGAAGCGAGAAUUGAUGCUCGCGAGAAAGGCAAGGGCUGACGAGAUCUAUAAUGGGGGGAGGGAUACUGCUUUCACUGGAAGCAUGCCAGACAUUGGCCAGAAGGGCACUCCGAACACCUACCCCCCACGCCCAGCUUCGGAGGGAAUAAAUUCGCCCCUGUCCUGGAGUCUCGAGCUCCCGACACAGCAGAGCCCUCUUUUCGUUGUCCCACCAGGCUUCCACCCGAAUGCUUUCUUCGUCGGUAUGGAGAAAGAAUUGAAGGAGCUACAUUCGAGGCUGUUCAAGGCAAAAAAGCGCGCCGAACGCGUUACGGCCGUACUUAUCUGUGGAGGCCCAGGAUCUGGCAAGUCACAGCUUGCACGGGAGUAUAUUUACACACAUCGCCAGGAAUAUCCAGGGGGGGUCUUUUGGAUUGAUGCCAAAUCGUUACAGUCAACAUCAAACUGCUUCUGGGAUAUUGCUCAAGCGGCCGCUCUUGUCGAUGACCACGAGUUUGGAAAUCCAGACCUAAGAAACGCCGACAGAUAUGUGGAGAUCGUGCGAAACUGGUUCCAAUCAAGGGAAGAAUGGCUACUGGUAUUUGACGGCCUUACUUUCGACAAAGACGAGGAUAUCAACGAUUUCAAGCAGUUUCUGCCCUUCAACAAGAACAGCAGCAUCAUCUACACGUCUAUCAACCGGACACUGCGGAAGAAACAGCGAUUAUUUGAGCCAUACUGUCUGAUGGUACAACCGCUUAAAGUCGAAGAGGCUUGCAAGCUCCUCUUCAAAGACCUAGGGAUAAAACUGCCGACGAUAAAGCAAAGGCAAAAGGCGAAGGAGCUAGCUGAGUAUUAUCAGUGUUUGCCGCUGGCGAUUCAUGCAAUUGGCCAUCGUCUCAAUGCUUCUUCGAAGCCUAUUGAGACUUACCAGAUCAACUCUCACCUGACCGAUGAAAAGCUGGCAGAGCCAUACCUGAUCAUUAUGAAUGAUCUCUGGGUGAAUAAACACUACGAAGCGUUGAACUUGAUAAACUUGCUAUCCUUCUUGGGACAUCACGUACCUGUUGGCCUUCUUACCCUGGGGAAGUCGGAACUGGACGCCUUCAACGUCCAGAUCAUGACUAGCAUCCAUGCUGGAGAACCAGGAGAUCUUGACAAUACGUUUGCCGUCCUAAUUCGCUACGGGCUGAUCGAGAGAGGUCCUGAUCACUACAACCUGAAACGGAAGAGUCCGACCUUCGGGGGCGCUGGCGAGGAUUUGCCAGACGUGAAAGCAGUCGCGCCUGAUCUGUCUGAAUCACAGACUGACGGUAGCCUGGAGACGAUGGUCUCGUCUGUAUACCGCAGUGCUAUUGAUGUGAUCAAGAUCCACAGUGUCGUACAAAGGUUUUGUCGCGAUGAGCUGAUACUGAUGGACGAUGAGCAGCGCCAGUUACCUAACUCCCAACGGAGGAGUCCCGACAGAGGUAUGCAGGAUGCAGGAUUCCAUGAUUCCUGGUUGGUUGUUGCAACGAGGGUCUUCUGCAAAUCUUACGAAAAUGCGAGCAUGAAGAUGCGAGACUCGAAGGACUCCGGGCUGGUCAAGGACUAUCGGGAGUAUGAGACACACGCAGGAACCCUUGCUGAACACUUCUCGAAGAAAAAGCUCUCGGUCUCGCCGCCUAUUGUUCGUGAAGCCCGUGAGCUCCUGAAACAGGUCGCCAAGAGCAUCAAGAAAGACAUCCAAAGAAUAUCACCCAGUUCAUCCCAGGAGUCGUUUCGACACCAGAAGUCAAUCUUCGACCGUUCAAGUAGCUCCUCAUCCUUUCCUGAGUCAUCGUCCGCAGACGAGGGCCCGGGACGCUGGGAUGGAAGUGAGACCGGUUCCAUAAGAGUCGAGUCCCCGCAGGAAAUGAGGCCUAGUCAUCGCGUCCGUCUGGAUCCUUUCCCUCCGCAUAUCUACAGAGGAUCCUCUCAAGAACCGGACGCGGGAUAUGAGACCGACGGAGAAGGCAGACGCAGAGCUCAUGGAACAUCCCCCACGCUCUCCCAGAUAACGGAGAAGCCGACGCCGCCUGCCUCGAGCCCUCCUCAAUCGUCAGAGGAACAAGGUUGGGAGGUAGUCCAUAGACCUAGGUCGAAGAUUCCCAUUCCAGCCAGGAGUUCCCGGCCCAAAGGCAGAAGAACCUCUCGAGACCUUGGCCAGUUCAGGCCAAAGCCGGCCCUUACCAAGCUCUCUUCGGUUCAAUGUAAGGGCGCUGUUCGAGACCCAAUAUCGGCACCGAUCUCGAGAGCUGAGGCAUCGCUGGCCGCAAUGCAUCUGCCUUCACGCAGAGGUUCUCAGCCUAUUACUCGUGGACAGCUCCACAAAUCAAACAGUGUAACUUACGCAACGAUUGCGGCCGGGCCAUCGCGAGGAAGAGGACGAGCAAAGACUCUAUCAUCCAGGGGUAGUUCUCCGUCUCCUGCCUCAGCAGCCCUAGCUCGUUCUGCUAUGCCCCUACGGAACCAUUCGUCAGGAGACUCGCUGAGAAGUCGCUCUAGCAACGUACAAUCCUCACCUUUCUCAGCAGAGGCAAAAUUAAGCCACUCUGCCCAUAGCGAAUCUGGUCUUGCACUUCCUGGAUCUAGUCCGAGGACUCUGGAGCCAGUCUCAGCACCUGGCUCUCGCCGUCAUUCCCGUCAAGGGUCUUCCUCUAGAUCCGUGGACAUCACCAGAGAACUGUCUUCUGGCCUUUCCCCUGGAGGUCUUCCGCCGCUACCUUACGAUGAGGAAAUUUCGAUAACUCGUCGGCAGCAUGCUGGUUCAACUUCCAUGUCACCUGUUACGUCUCCCCCGAUGCGUUCCCGCAGUCCAGUCCCACAUCCUUCAGCAAUUCUACCAGGGGCGUCACCCACUCAUAUACCGGGAGGUUACACAUCUGAGCCGCCGAUCUCUGACGGCGAGCCCAUGUCUCGAGGCCCUUCGGCGCAGUCGACUCAAUCCUGGCACACAGAUCCUACUAACAUCCGAUACCAACCUGCAGGCACCGCUAUUCCAACCAUCGGACCUGCUAUACCAGCGACACCGCUCAAUGGACCUUCUCAGUUCAUCCCACAACCGCAGUUGUUAUCGGGCACUGGAGGUUGGGCUGGAAAUGGCAACGAGAAUGUCUUGCAACCGGAGGCCGCUUAUAUUCCUCAGGAUGUUCGUGCAGCUCAUCUCAGCGGGCAAUGGACAAGAUUCGAAUACGGUGGAGAGCCUGAAUCCUUGUAUCCUAGUGAUCUUGCGUACAGCCUCCACGAUCCACGGCGCAGACUUCAGAAUUAUGGACCCGUGCAGGAAGGAGGACUGCCUCGCCAUAUUCCAACACAUAAUGCCGGUGUCUCGGUCGUCCCUCCUGCUGUGUCGUCAACCUCUUCGCCACAGAUUCCCUUUGCACGGGGAAGCGCAGUUCGACGAGCAAGGAGCGGCAGUUCUCCCUCGCGCGGCAUCAGCGGCCUCGGAUUGCGCAUGUGAUUUGGGUCCAGUCAUCAUUUUUCGUUUCUGCUUAUGUUUAUUCCCCUUCACAUCUCUGUGUUUGUGAGCUUCUUAUUCUUUCCGAUGUACACCUCAUGAGCUCCAGUCAGUGCAUGACUGGACACUGGACUGUUGAGCUUUCAUUUCGUUCUGCCGAUGCUCAUAUUGUCGUUGUUCUUUCCAGUUUGAUUCCCAA
This is a messenger RNA of Paecilomyces variotii, 4753 nucleotides long. Its product is annotated as lipa and NB-ARC domain protein. The transcript has 5 exons. The record is from RefSeq and is a predicted model, not a curated record. Gene Ontology annotation, molecular function: ADP binding. Lineage: Eukaryota; Fungi; Ascomycota; Eurotiomycetes; Eurotiales; Thermoascaceae. Bases 202 to 4557 code for a protein of 1451 amino acids.